This is a messenger RNA of Closterium sp. Naga37s-1, 2493 nucleotides long. NCBI's taxonomy places the organism in Eukaryota, Viridiplantae, Streptophyta, Zygnematophyceae, Desmidiales, Closteriaceae. The record is from the annotation of a GenBank genome assembly.
AUGUCGUCAACUUCCUUAUCCGUCGCGCAUUCCCUGUCAUCAACGCAAGUAGCAGCAGCAUCAGGAGACGGUCCAACGGCUCGAGACUACUCUAACCGCACCGCGUCCUCAAUGUCCGCGUCGCCUCUCCGUCCUCGAACCCCGUUUCGCGGACCAAACACCCCCUCCCAGAUAUCCCAGUCCUUCGACGUCCCCAACUCCCCGUCCUCUUCCGCCAUUCCCCCCCCUACCCCCGAUGACGCCGCGCGCCGCCUCGCCAUCCGCCUGCUCAUGGGGACGAAGCCUAACGCCGAGUGCCUCUCGCCGUCGCGCACCCCUCGGGGGGGCGGGGGCGGAAGGAGCGAGAGUGGGGGCGAGCGGACGCACUGGCGCAGCUUCUCGAUGAAGGAGCGGCGCGAAGGAGGAGACGACUGGUCGGCGCGGAUUGCGGCGGAAAAUACGGGUGAGAGCAGAGUCGGGACGAGAUCUCCGGCGCCCGAGGGGAGCUGGCGGCUGAUGAGCGCGCGCGGAGGGAUGCGCGGAAACAGCAGUACGGAUCUCGCGGGGUAUGCGCGAAUGCGGGGGGACGACGCGGCGGAGGCGGCUGCGUCGGGAGGCGAAGAGGACUCGGCUGACGAUUCAGAGAUGGACGAAUGGGGGAGAGUGGGGGGCAUGGGGGCGAACGGAGAGGGAGAGGAUGGGGAGGAGGACGACGAGGGAGAGGAGGAGGACGACGAAGAACCGGAGACGCUUUGGCGACGAAGCAGCAGCAGCGGCACCCGACUGAACAGCAGCGCCGGAGGCGGCGAGGGCGGCGGGGGUGGCGGGGGCGGUGGGGCCGACUGGGACGACGGAGAGGUGACAAUCAGGGUUGGGUCCAAGUGGUUUCCUAUUUCCACGUUAGCGUCGGUUCCGCCGUCGCAGUCGCCGUCGCCGCCGCCUGCCGUCGCGGGCAGCUUCCACGAUCGCGUGCACCUCGCGGAGGAGCGACACAGGCAGCUGCAGCUCCAGCACCAGCAACAGCAGCAGGAGAAGAAACAUCAGCAGCAGGAGGAGGAAAAGCAGAAGAAAGCAGACAUAAGCAGGGUGCGCUCCUUCCUCGAAACUCUUCAGCGACCGAAAACUGCGCCUGCCUCUCGAGCAGCAGAUGCUGCCGUGAAUGGCGGUAGCAUCAGCAGUUCGGUUGAGAGCGGAAAAGGCGGGAAUGGCAGGAAUACUGCCGUCAGUAACGCCGCCUUAAACGGCGCCUCGAGCGGCAAAAGCGGCAGGACCUACCAGCAGAGUAACCUGAGCCACCGACAGGACCUCGACGGCUCGAACAGGUACGGCGGUAGCAUUAUGCGCCUCGAGAGCGACUCGUCGGACGACGGCCGCGCUGACGUGGCGGAGCGUAUGGACAGCAGUAGCACAGACGGCGUCGGCGGCGGUGCCGGCGGCCGUCGCGGCGGGUCGAACAGCAGCGACAGCAGCAGCGACGGCAGCCCGCGAUCGGCGGCGGCGACGACGGAGGAGGUGUGGGUGCUGUCGAAGCAGGUCGCGGUGCUACAGCAACAACUGGCCGACGCUUCCGCCGCUAACUGCGAGCUGCUAGAUCGCGUGGAGCACAAGUCGCAGGCUUUAGCGGAGGCCGAGGCGCGUCUUAAAGACAUGCAGCAGUCGCUGCGCGGAAUGGAAGCCGCGUCUCGCGACGUGGAGGCCAAGCUGCGCGACGCGCGCGCGGAGGUGCAUUCGCUGCGCGAGGCGCAAGCGGAGCGCGACGCGGCCUGCGCGGAGCGCGACGCGAUGGCGGCGGAGAUGGAGGCGGCGCUUAGCUCGUGGUCGCGCGCGCUGGAGGAGGCGAAGGACGCGCGCGACGAGGCGCGAGAGGCGGCGGAGGCGGCGGCCGCGGUGCGGCAGAAGCUGGCGGAGGCGGAAGCGGAGAAUAAGAGGCUGUGGCAGGUGAUGGACCUGCUGAUGGCGCAGCAGAAGGCGCGCGGAGGGGGCGGUGGGGGCGGAGGCGGAGCGGGAGUUGGGGGUGGAGGGGGCGGGAAAGCAUUCCUUGACGCACUAACUAGGCAGGAAGGGGGGAACGGAAGCGGCGCGAGUGGCGGAGGUAUGAGUGCUGCUGGGCUGCGCUCAGUGCUAGAGUCACUGCGCGCCGCCUCUGGUACCGACUCUCACCGAGCAGCAACAGGGGACUCCGUGGUGAGAGGCAGGUAUGCGUCUGUGCGAGUGUCAGUAGCCGGAUCAACAGCAGCAGCAGGAGGAGCAGGAGGAGGAGCAGGAGGAGGAGGAGGAGAAGUAAGGGACGUUUGUGGUGCGCCGGCAGUGGGACGUAGCAGCAGUGCCGGCAUUGCCGGCAGUGUUGCAGGUGGCAUUGCUGGUGGCUUUGGUGGCAGCAGAAUUGCUCGGCAGCAGGUGCAGGAGCGAGGGGGGGUGAGAUUGGGGUAUGGAGAGAGCAGUGCAGCAGCAGCAGUGGUGCCAGAUGCAAUGCGUGUGGCUGGGCUUGAGAAGGGCAUGUUCUGUGCCUGCUAG